This is a messenger RNA of Stylonychia lemnae, 1860 nucleotides long. The record is from the annotation of a GenBank genome assembly. NCBI's taxonomy places the organism in Eukaryota, Ciliophora, Spirotrichea, Sporadotrichida, Oxytrichidae.
AUGAACAGAAAGAAGACAAAGUUGUUGCAAGAAAUUUUGACCUACACACAUGAACCAACUUACAACAUAAGAUGUGCAGACAUUGAUGCUAAGACCUAUUAACUUUAAAUAGGAGAUGAUUAACCUUCAGUGUCGAGCUAUGAUUUCAAAGACAAUAACUAUCCCAUAGCAAAAGCUUAAUAAUUCAGUAGCGAGGUUACUGCACUUUGCUCUAAUUCAGCCAAUGAUGCUGUUUUCUGCGGAACAUUAGGUGGUACUAUCUAAAUGUGGAAUUACAAGCAGAAUAAAAAACGAAGCAAUAAUCCUCGCAUUCUUUUAUCAGGAGCUAUUGAUACAAAUGUCAAGAUUUGGGAUAUUAGAAUGAAAACUUGCAUCAAUACCUUUAAGUCUCACAAUGAGUAAAUAACAUGUGUUGACAUCUCGCCAGACUGUUUUACAAUAAUCUCAGGGAGUCAAGAUGGUACUAUCAAACUUUGGGAUUUAAAAACUAAUAAAUUGCAGAGAUCAAUGCAAGUAUCUAAUUAGGGUGGAUAUCCGAGUUGCUUAUCUUUCAAUCCGAUGGAUCUUUGCGUGGCAGUGGGAACUUCUGAAAAGAUUAUCAAGUACUGGGAAUUGCAAGACUAUUCAUUAGUCUCUCAGACAAAUAUAGAGAACUACAUUCCUUAGAAAUUACUAUUCGAUAAAGAGGGGAAGUACACCUAUAUUGGGUUUUAUGACUGUGUAAAAGUAUACCUACUAGACGAUGCUAAACCAAAAGUCUUAGAUAUAAUACCAAAAGGUGGAUUCAGAGACAUUCUAGAUUUGAAGAUAAAUGCAGAUGCUGGAUAUCUAUUCACUUGCGAGUAAAGUGAGCAAGCUAUGAAUCAAGUUAUACUGAGUAAUAUAAGUUUAUCAGAUAUUAACUUCAAUCCUAAUGUCAAACCAUCUGCUCAUAUCGGAAUGCCAAAUUAGAUGAGUAUUGAAUAAAAACCUUUGCAUUAGUAGCUAAGAAAGGGUUUAUCAAUGGAGCCUAAUGUAAGUACAUAACAAAGUGCUAGCAAACCUUCACUCUUAGCUAAAAAUGGGUUGAAUCUAAUGGGACAUAGUUAGAGUUAAUGGAAUUAAGAUUUCCUAGAUAAGCAACAAAGACCACCUAGCUCUCAAUCAAUAAAAACAUUUUAUCAACAACCUAAAUUUGAUUAGCCCUCGGAUCUAAAAUUGGAGGAUUUCCUCAAUGAUGCCUCUGGUAUUGACAUUGAAUCUGAUAUGAAGUCAAUUUAAGAAGCAGUAAAGGAUCAUAACAAGAUUAUAUUCAUACUAAAAUAAAGAAACGAGAUUCUUUAGAAUAUGCUUAAGUAUUGGUCAAAGAAUGAUACCUAAUCUACAAUUAACUGCAUUCUGACAAUUAAGGAUCCAAAUAUAAUAGCUGAUGCAUUAGGAUGCACAUUUGCUGAUUAAUCAACUCGAAUCGAAACAUUUAACUUUGAUCAUGCUAUUUCAAUCCUUAAAAAAUGUGAGGAGAUAUUAACGGCAGAUAAAUUUGAAACUCAUUUGACAAUCGCUAUAAAAUGUGUGAAGAAUAUUCUACAGGUAUUUACUGAGAGAAUUAACACAAUAGUUAAAACCUCUUUAGCAAUGGGAGAGGAUUUCGCAAAGCUUUCAGCUGAGUAAAUGGACAGGAAGACAAAAUGUGAUUAAAUACUUGAAAGAAUCGAGAUUAUUAGUAAAAGUAAAGGACUUAAAAAGUUAAUCAAUCUCUCAAAGACCAAUAGCAAUCUAUUAGCUAAAAAUAUCUAAAUGGACAUGGAAAAUCUUAUAAGAAAUUGUAAAAAUAUACCCACUACUGGCACUAAUGGUAGCUUCAAGAAUAAUUUCUUGUGA